GCCCUCGGCACGCUUUUCAGUAUGCGGCCAUCUUGUACCCACUGCAAACAACCGAGAGAGAAACCUGUCACUGGACUGUCUGGUGAUGUUCGUGAGUUGACAGCGAUGAAACUUUACCCGUUGUAGACCAAUAACGAUGAACAUUCGAUGUGAUGAAGCUGAAAAGAAACAGACCAUGUCGGCACACGAAGGACGUUAGACUACAAACAAGUGGCAAAACUACACAUGCCAUCAAUCCAAAUCAGAUGAAACUCUAAACAAAUCUGAUAUGGUGCGUUAAGAUCGUCAUCGUAUACGCUUUAUCGCAAUACUGUAGCCACCAGCUGGACUCUGUAUAAAUGUUUUGUGUCAAAACAGCCAUAUAUCUAGUAAGAUGAAAAUGAGGCUGCUCAUGGCAUUACUUACAAAUGCAAAAUUGCUGAAUUCUGGCUUUAAAAUCAGGCAUGGAAUUCACAUUGCAUUUACAAAAACGUCAUUGGUGUCCAGUCGCAAUGUGUGCACACGGACGGAGAGGAAGUGGGUCAAACCAGUGGGCUAUGACACCGGUAUCAAGACGUACAAUAGUCUUACCAAACAGAAAGAACCUUUGGUUUUGGCACAAGAACGAAUUGCCACCUGGUAUAGCUGUGGACCCACUGUUUAUGAUCAUGCCCAUCUCGGCCACGCGUGCACAUAUGUCAGAUUUGACAUUCUGCAAAGGAUUUUAUCCAGACUCUUUGGAAUUAAUGUCAUCCAUGUCAUGGUCAUCACUGACAUUGAUGAUAAAAUCAUACAGAGAAGCCUUGAGGAAAAUAUCUCGCCCACCAUUCUUGCAAGAAUGCACGAGGAGGAGUUCAAGAGGGACAUGCAGGCCCUGCGGGUUCUUCCUCCAGCUGUAUACAUGAGGGUGACUGAAAACAUAUCUCACAUCAUAGCUUUCAUAGAGCGCAUUAUAGGAAAUGGACACGCCUAUGUCACAAGUCAAGGGAAUGUCUACUUUGACACGUGUUCCAUUGGUAGCCGCUACGGCAAGCUCGGGAACCUUGGAGGCAUUGUUGGGGAGCUGGUGGUGCAGGAUAAAAGUGAUCCUAGGGACUUUGCUCUAUGGAAAGCAUCCAAAUCACAUGAACCACACUGGGAAUCACCUUGGGGAAAUGGAAGACCUGGGUGGCACAUUGAAUGUUCUACAAUUGCUAGCUCAGUAUUCGGGAGUCAGUUGGACAUCCACUCAGGAGGGAUUGACCUUGCCUUCCCACAUCAUGAGAAUGAAAUUGCCCAGUCUGAGGCGUAUCAUCAGUGUGAACAGUGGGGAAACUACUUCCUGCACUCAGGGCACCUUCGUUUGAAAGGAAGUGUAGAGAAGAUGUCAAAAUCCUUGAAGAAUUAUAUAUCUAUAAAGGAUUUUCUGGUGUCCUACAAUGCCAAUGAGUUUCGUCUUUUUUGCCUUCUGACCAAGUACAGAUCAGCAAUCGAAUACAGUGAUGCUAGCAUGAAUGAAGCCCGAUCCACCCUAUCCACCAUCUCUGCCUUUAGCCACAAUGCACAAGCCUACAUGCAGGGCCACUUACUGUGCCAGCCUGUAGAGGAGGGAAUUCUCUGGAAGAGAUUGUCUGCUACACAGGCCAGUGUUCAGACUGCUCUUGCUGAUGAUUUUGACACCCCAAAAGCUGUGGAUGCCAUCAUGAGCCUCAUUCACCAUGGCAACUGUCAGCUUCAGCCUGCUACUAAGGCUGAUGGGCCUAGGAGUCCUGCUGUAUUUGGAGCCAUGCUGUCCUAUGUCAGGGAAAUCAUGGAUGUCUUUGGAGUUGAUCUGCUGGACAGGAAGGAUGUCCAUGAUUCUUCAGGAGUUUUGAAUAAUGUAGUGGAGGAGUUGGUCCUUUUUCGGAGUGAGGUCCGUAGAUUUGCUCUUUUGGUGGAAGACCAAGCUCCGCUGGACCCUCAGACUGGCACAGAAAUUAAGAAGAGGCAUCCUCGUCCUGACAGAGUGCCCUUACUGAAGGCCUGUGAUGCCUUACGGAAAAAUCUAGCACCCCUUGGAGUCCAUAUUAAGGAUAGAGGCACAAACUCGAUGUGGGAGAUUACAAGAAUGGGAGGAGAGACAAGGAAGAUUUAGAACUUUGACACAUGCGGUUAAUACCACUUGUCAAAAAAUGUAACUGCUGUCAAUUUGUCUUAUGAUCUAAAGAUGAUGGUUCUCAUAUGAAUCUUUAAACAAGCUGCAGUUUAACUUGCCUUUGGUACAAAACAAAAACAAAGCACAUUAUUAUUUCUACAGUGCAUUUAAAACUGGAACAAUCAAUAAUCAUAACCACAAUAUGUAUAUCAUCUGAUGAUAAUUAUUGUAAUUGUUCAUGAAUCAACUGUAUCCUGCAACCUAUGAUUAAAUAGCUUCUGUUAUGAUAUGUGCUUUAUGUUAAAGUUAAUUGGACAUUGAUAAUUUGUGCUAAACCCCUUCACAAUCAUUCUGAAACAGAAAUUACUGAGUUGAGUAUAGGAUUCUCAUUUAACACACUGGCUGAUAAAUGGAAUGUGAUCAUCAUAACUGAUCUACAGCUAGUAACUGCUAUUUACAUGAUGUAUUUGGAGCGUGAAGAACUGGCUAAUUGUUCAGUGUCUUAAUUUUAAAUUUUUUAAGUGGUAUUCAGAAUUUUUGAACACUGAACUUCAUGGCAUAUUUGAAAAUGUACUGAAAAUGAUACAAUAUGGUAUAAACAACGGGGAAAAGCUGUACAAGUGAUUUUACAAAGUUAUGCAUGUUUGUCAAUAUGGUAGCAGUCUAAUAAAAUUUAGAACUUGUUAAAGAUAAAAAAA
This is a messenger RNA of Myxocyprinus asiaticus (Chinese sucker), 2790 nucleotides long. It is a transcript of the gene cars2, whose product is annotated as cysteinyl-tRNA synthetase 2, mitochondrial. The transcript has 15 exons. NCBI's taxonomy places the organism in Eukaryota, Metazoa, Chordata, Actinopteri, Cypriniformes, Catostomidae. The coding region runs from base 374 to 2092 and encodes 572 amino acids. Gene Ontology annotation, cellular component: cytoplasm. Gene Ontology annotation, molecular function: cysteine-tRNA ligase activity; ATP binding. The record is from RefSeq and is a predicted model, not a curated record. Gene Ontology annotation, biological process: cysteinyl-tRNA aminoacylation.